Molecule: messenger RNA, 1125 nt
Organism: Mollisia scopiformis
Lineage: Eukaryota; Fungi; Ascomycota; Leotiomycetes; Helotiales; Mollisiaceae
Product: CRAL/TRIO domain-containing protein
Exons: 4
Coding region: 1-1125 (374 amino acids)
Molecular function (GO): phosphatidylinositol transfer activity
Source: RefSeq, a predicted model, not a curated record
AUGGCGUGUAUGACCUCAAACACCUCGUCCGUAGCUGCAUCACUGCGGGAAAAGCUCCCUGGACCUUUGAAGACUCCAAUUGUUGAUCCUGUCGAAUCUGCAGUACCUCCACGCCCAGUAGAGCUUACCGCCGAACAGAAGUCCAAGUACCAAUCAUUGUUGGAGAUUGUCAAGUCAUGGAAGGAGGUUCCAUCUACGCAAGGGAAAGGAGGCCUAAUUACGGAGAGUGAGAUAAUGUGGUUGACGAGGGAGUGUCUGCUACGAUAUCUGAGAGCUACAAAAUGGGUUACAGCUGAAGCAGCGAAACGAUUGCUUGGUACAUUGACAUGGCGGAGGGAAUAUGGAGUCGAAGAUCUGACCGGAGAUCAUAUAUCGCCGGAGAACGAGACUGGAAAGCAGAUCAUCAUUGGAUACGAUAUUGCUGCUAGACCAUGUCAUUAUCUCAACCCCGGACGACAGAAUACCGAGCCGAGUCCGAGACAAGUGCAACACUUGGUGUUCAUGGUUGAGAGAGUUAUCAAUCUCAUGGUACCGGGCCAAGAGACAUUGGCUCUGUUGAUUAAUUUCAAGUCUAGCAAGAGUAGAUCCAAUACGGCUCCUGGUCUCGGUCAAGGACGAGAGGUUUUGAACAUUCUUCAGACCCAUUACCCUGAGAGACUGGGUAGAGCUCUGAUCAUCAACAUUCCUUGGAUCGUCAAUGGCUUCUUCAAACUCAUAACACCAUUCAUAGACCCAUUGACGAGGCAAAAGCUGAAAUUCAACGACGAUAUGAGACAGCAUGUUCCUCCUGAGCAGCUUUGGAAUGAGUUUCAUGGGGACUUGGAGUUUGAGUAUGAACAUGACGUGUAUUGGCCAGCACUAUUGAGACUUUGCGAGGAGAAGCAUUCAGAGCUGGUUUCUCGCUGGGUGAAAGCUGGAAAGAACUAUGGCGAGAGUGAGAUAUAUCUGAAGGGAGGAGAUGAACCAAAACAGGUCAAGAGCGAGGCGAAUGGUUCUCCAGCUGAACCUGCUUCCACGGAGGCAAAAACACCGGUUCAAACAAGUGGAACACAAUCCAAUGGUAACAUGGAUGUCAUGGCUAUAAAACCAGACCCAAUCAUCACAACAGAGGGGGACAGGACUUGA